GAUUGUGAGAGACGAAUCUCAUCUCGUCCCAAACCCUAGCGCUCGGCACAGUGUGAGAAAAGAACGGGAGAGAGAGGCCCAAGCCCUCCCAAACCCCGUAGUCCCACCACCAUGGCGUCUCUCCUCCGCCGCCGCCACGCCGCGCACCCACGCGCCGCCGCCGCCGCCGCCUCCGCCCGUGUCCUCCGUGCCUUUUCUGCGCUUCCCGACGUCGAUCCCUCGGCGACCUCCACCCCAACUCCCGCCGCGCCCGCCUCCUCCGCCAAAGUGCUCGACCUCCUGCACGCCGUCCGCGCCGAGGGCGACCCGGCCCGCGUCCACUCCCUCGUCGCUUCCGCGCUUUCCAGCGACGACCUCCCGCGCCUCCACACUUCGCGCCCGCUCUUCUCCCUCGCGGCCUCCCGCCUCGUGCGUCUCCGCCGCCCGGACCUCGCCGCCUCGCUCCUCGACCUCCUCCUCGCCUCCGCCCCGCCCUCCCCAGGCCUCCUCGCCCGCGCGCUCUCCCUCUUCCCGGGCCCCGACGACGCGCUCCGCGCCUUCUCCUCCUCCGCGCCCUCCGCCCGCUCCGACGUCUCGCUCUCGGCGCUCCUCUCGGCGCUCCUCCGCGCCGGCCGCCUCGACGACCUUAAGUCCACCUUCACCUCCGCGGAGUCCUCCCUCGGGGUCGCCCCCGGCUGCGCCUCCCACAAUGUGCUCCUCCACGCCUUGGUCAAGAACUCCGAGCUGACCGCCGCGCGCCAGCUGCUCGAUGAAAUGGCCAACAAGAAGUUGAAGCACGGCCCUGCCCCGGACAUCAUAUCCUACAACACUGUCCUCGCCGGAUACUCUGCGCAGGAUGACGAGGAGGGGUUUGAGAAGGUUCUGAAGGAGAUCAGUGCCAGCAAGCUGGAACCAAACGUCGUCACAUACAACUGCAGGAUACAGUGGUUUGCUAAGAAAGGCAAGAGCUUCAAGGGCGAGGAGCUGCUUGAUGUGAUGGAGUCAAAUGAGGUGGAGCCAAAUUACCUUACCUACAACGCUCUCGUGCAGGGGUACUGCAAGGAGGGGAAUGUUGGGGCAGCGACACGGGUGUUCAAGAGGAUGAAGGUGGUGAAAAGGCGAGAGGGGAGGAGUGACUUGGGUGUGUCGGCGCAUUCGCAGACAUAUGUGGUGCUGUUCAAGAGCUUGGUGGAGAAAGAGAGGCUUGAUGAUGCGCUGUGGAUUUGUAAGAGCUGCUUUGUGAUGAAAGCUGCUCCACCAUUUGAGUCCGUGAAGGGUCUGGUUGAGGGGUUGGUGAAGGGAGGGAGGUCUACAGAGGCCAAGGAUGUUGUUGCCAAGAUGGAGUUUCUUGUGAAAGGUGAUGCUAAACUUGCUUGGGAGAAGAUUGUUGAUGAAUUGUCUCUUGAAGAGGGUGCACCAAGUUCAAAUCCAUGAUUUGUUAGAGGCAUCCGCAUUACUUCUGAUUGAUUCAUGUGCUUUGGACUUUGGAUGAUGAUGCCAACUGAAGAAGAUAGGCUUUCACAUGGGAUUUAGUGUUUUCUUCCUGUUGCCAUUGGGCUGUUUUUUCUCAAGGUCCAUGGUUAAGUCAGAAUGUAAUGGAUGUCUCUGUAGCAGAAUGGUCAGAAGUGCUAUUCCAUAAUCCCUUCACUGUAAGAACGUGCUCUACUUUUCUGUCUUUUAAUAAUAUUUAAAGUAACGUUAAAGUGAAAUAUUUGUUGAAGUACUAAGGGGAUCAUGAUAGUUGGUACAGUGUACUUUCUGUCACUGUAAAAUGCUUGUUAUAAUGAUGUGUUUUAUGUCUCAA
Phragmites australis (common reed) is the source of this 1783-nucleotide messenger RNA. RefSeq names its product small ribosomal subunit protein mS86 (rPPR1)-like. The record is from RefSeq and is a predicted model, not a curated record. The coding region runs from base 112 to 1413 and encodes 433 amino acids. The transcript has a single exon. Lineage: Eukaryota; Viridiplantae; Streptophyta; Magnoliopsida; Poales; Poaceae. Gene Ontology annotation, molecular function: protein binding.